Adineta ricciae is the source of this 1341-nucleotide messenger RNA. The record is from the annotation of a GenBank genome assembly. Lineage: Eukaryota; Metazoa; Rotifera; Eurotatoria; Adinetida; Adinetidae.
AUGAAGACUUUGCGGGAUACGAAUAAUAAUAACAGUUCGACAGCUUCAACGCACUUUCCAUCGAAUUCUAGUCGACAGAAUCUAGGCGCAAUGAAUGCAAUGCUGCCACAGGAUGUGAACAUGACACCAAUCAAUUCGAAUAUUCAACAACAAGGAACGUCUUCAUCUCCAUUAAAUCCAUUUGCAUCUACAUUUCAUGUUGAUGUCAAUCAAUUAUCAUCAACGAUUCAAUCGUAUCUUUCAAAAGUCAACAGAACUCAACUACCCCAACUCGAUCCUGUGUUCUAUUUGCAAUGCGUUCAAAGUAAUCCCAUGCUGAUGCAACAAUUAACUUCGAUGCAAAAUAUGAUUUUAUCAACACAAAAUGAUUUGACUCAACAACAAUCAACAAAUUCCAAUCCUGAUGCAUCAACUGAAGCUAUGAAUGUAGGAAAAUAUCCUCAUAGUCUUCAAGGAAGUGCACAAGUUUUUGUUCCGAAAAUACCUUCGAUGAGUCAAGACGAUAUAGCAGAGCACACACGAUUAGUUUAUCAACGAGCGGUACAACGAAAUCAAUUGCAACAAAAUAAUGAUUUAAUGAAACAUUUCUAUGAAACAUUAAAUACUAAAGUUGCACCGAAACAAUCUUCACCAAUGCGAUCAACAAAUCUCCAAGAAGUACCAGGUGUGCCUAACGUCAGUAAUAUCGCAUCCAUUGGAACUUUUGAUGCUGUUGAUACAAUGAUCACAUCGUCGUCGUCGUGUUUCUUGACUCAAGAAUCUGAUAUAAAUGCUGCAUUAUCAUCUGUAUCACUCCUAUCGGCUGAUGAUACAAAAUUGCAUAGUAACGCUAGUUCCAUACUUGAUCCAGGUGCGCCGAUCUUCAUUCCACGACAAAGUCGUUUAAAUCUAGAUGAAGACAAUGAAACAUCUUCGUCAUCAUCAGAUUCUGAUUUCAAUGAUUUCCAUUACGUUGACCAAUUUCUUAGAGAAUUCUAUAACUCAGCUAACGAACAUGACAAUCAUAUAGUUCUUCCGAAAGUCUCAUCCAUUGAUCUCAUGCCAGAUAAAUACCCCAUGCCUCCUAAUUCUCAUGGUCAAGGUGAUGUUAUUGAUGAAUCAACUGCUGCCGAUAAGCAGGACUGUCAAUAUUCAAUUCAUGAUCUACUCAAUAGAUAUCGAAACCCUCGUUCUCAUUUGGUUUUACCCGAAUGGUCACGUUUAUCGUUAAUACUUCCAAAUGUGUGUACUAUGCGUGCACAUACAUACAAAAUAAAACGUUAUUUUGCUUAUCGUCGUCGAUUAUAUGAAGAUAGAAAUGUUACCAAAACUUCUGACGACCCAGUCUCCGUUCAAGCAUAG